Molecule: messenger RNA, 1004 nt
Organism: Pelagomonas calceolata
Lineage: Eukaryota; Pelagophyceae; Pelagomonadales; Pelagomonadaceae
Source: the annotation of a GenBank genome assembly
UAGUGUCUUACUGGACGCUAGCGGGAGUUGGCCGCACUUCGGCAUUUUACGUGCAAAGGAGACGAACAAGUCGUCUCUGAUACCGCAUCAGUUGCGUGGCAGCGCGCUGGAAGCGUUGGAGCAUCGGUGCGCCGUGGGAGCUCGCUGUACUGACUAUUGCUCUCUCACAGCCGGUUUUGCGACCGUCAUACGCGUGCAACGCCUCGCCAUCUGUCCGAUCGCAUAAGCCAUUUGUUUGGGCGGCUGGUCGACGAAAGGAUGCGUGCGAGGCUGCUGGCCUCCAGGCUCUGCAGGGCGGUUUUGAGGCCGCGCCGCCAGGUCUCAGACGUCACCAACCUGGAGAUCGUCCGGCAGAACACCGCACUUAUCACUUACGCCGACGGCAACACUGAAACAAAAGACACGCGCACGCUGCGCCAGGACGACGCGGCGACGAGCGCGUGGAUGCUGGCGCGGGCGGCUCUGGACGCCACCGCGUCUGAAUUCGCCUGCGCUGCGCUGGAUGAAUCCCCGUUCCUGAGCCGCGCGGCGCUGCUCGACCGCAAGCUGCAUGGCUCCGAGGCCCGUGUCGACACUCCAGCCACACGCUUCGGCCAGGCCUCGGAGCCGCUCGCCGUGCAGGCGUACCGCGACAAGACCGGGUUUGACGUGCGGGCGACGGGCCUCUACACCUGCGCCGACCUGCGCUACGGCGCGAGCCCCGACGGCGUCGUCGUCGACCGCGCGACGGGCGAGGAGGGGUUGUUGGAAGUGAAGUGCCUCUACCGCGAGCGAAAACGUACCUUCGUCUCGGCGGCGAAGCCGCCGGCGCGAUUCCUGGCGCAGGUCCAGGGCCAGCUCGCGCUCUCGGGGCACGCGUGGUGCGACCUCGUGAUGUGGAUCCCUUCUCAUCUGGCGAUCUUCCGGGUCGCGCGCGACGCGUACUACUGGGACGCCGUCCUCAAGCCGGGGCUCGUCGCGUUCUCGGACGAGCUGCGGCGGCGCCGUGUGUUGUGACAGUUAAG